Penicillium daleae is the source of this 2403-nucleotide messenger RNA. RefSeq names its product Zn(II)2Cys6 transcription factor domain-containing protein. Gene Ontology annotation, biological process: regulation of DNA-templated transcription. Lineage: Eukaryota; Fungi; Ascomycota; Eurotiomycetes; Eurotiales; Aspergillaceae. The record is from RefSeq and is a predicted model, not a curated record. The transcript is spliced from 5 exons. Gene Ontology annotation, molecular function: zinc ion binding; DNA-binding transcription factor activity, RNA polymerase II-specific. The coding region runs from base 1 to 2403 and encodes 800 amino acids.
AUGGACUGUGGAAGCGCUGCAACGGCUGCGGGGAUCGACCCCAAAAUUCUCGAUAACUGGCAAACCGACGGUGCCUUUUCUGUCGCCUCGUGGGAACACCUUGGAUACGAUCAACCCCCCGAGUGGGAUACCAGCCAGGAUUCAAGCCAGUGUGCCGAUGUCGCCGACCUAGGCGCCUUUCAUGACCCGCUAACGGGCGCCCUGCUCGAUCGCCCCCGCGAUAUCCAGCAUCUGGACAAUAGAAAUCACGAUGUAACGGAGAACUUCAACUACACCGAUGGCGUCGUCGAGGGCACUGGUAGCGGUACUAUCAGCCCUCGCACGCUGCCCUCGUCGGCCGACGACAACUUCCACGCCGAGGAAACGUGGCCGCACUUUCAACUGUUCAACUCGGUCGCAGCGGGCGUGAACCUCGAGCAUCCUAUGCUCUAUCCAUAUGGCAAAGCCCCGAACAACUCGACCGGCGCGGUCAUUGUGGAGGACGUGGGAGAGAUGCCCCAGGGCCAAGGAUUUUCGGAUGCUUCGGCCGAGGCCAUCAUGUUCCAGCAGAUCCCGCCAUCGUUCCCAAUGAUGGCAGAGCAGUGGCCCGAGAUCCCCCACGGCAUUUCCUUGGACAAUCUUCCUGGCCAAGGACCUAUUCCACUAGCCGUCAACCAGAAUAACUCCAAGAGUCUCAGUCUGCGUGACUUCCAACCAUCUAUUCGAUCCCUCGAGUCCCGAUGGCUCAACAGCCUGGAGUCACAACUCCCCGUGUCGCAGAUGACCUCUGCUCUACACACGUCACAGAAGAACACCCAGACCGCUCAUGAUGGAUUCCAGUACAAGUCCGAAAGCUCCUCAGUUUCGGGCGAUAUUUCAGGAAUCUACGAGUGUUCGUACUCCGCUACGAGCGACGACGCCCCGGCCUUUGCUGCAGAUCGCCAAUUGGAAGAUGAUGCGCAGUGGAAGAUUCCCACUCCCGACGCAAGUUCCCCGGAAAGUGCACCGUCGAUGGCCAAGGCCACUGCGUUCAUGGUCAGCGAGACUUCUCCCGAAUCCCUCAUCAGCACGAUCCCCUCGCGAUCUCGGGCUUCCUCGUCUGCUGGUCAACGCCCAUCAGGCCGCCCCAUGGCUCUUGCCAUGCAGUCUGUGGCUACAGUGCGGAAGCGCAAAAACCGCUCCACCGGGUCCUCCAUGGAUCAGGCUCUGCCAAAGCCUUUGCAGAUUGUUCAAGAGGAUGGCCAAGGCGGGUCCAUUGCGUCUGCAGACUUUGUGUCCCCUCCGCGAGGCGCUCGCCGCAAGGGUCCGCUGAGCAUGGUCGGGCGCGCUAAUGCUGGCCUGCGCCGUAAGAACAAGGACACCUGUGUCCAGUGUCGGCUGAACAAGCGCAAGUGUGAUGGAAGUUCACCAUGCGAUGCCUGCCGACCCACUCUCAACGAGCAACCCUGCGCUCGUGCGUGCUUCUCUAGCAUUGUCGAGUUUGGAACCUGCAACUACAUCUCUCAACGAGCUGUCAACCACCCAACAUUGGAUGGCACUGGCAGAGUUCGGAUGGAGAUUCCAUCUGAAUUCGACCUAAGUCAACUCUUGUCUUUCCUCAACGAGCGCCAGGGACGGUUCAACAUCCGCGCCAGCCAGGGAUGGGGCUCGCUGUAUGUUCUUGACCUCGGUGAGACUCAGAAGUUCCUCAAGAGCCUGAGCGAGUACAACGGCAACUCCAAAUCGACUUUCCUGGAUUUCAUUGAUCGUCGCAUCAUUGAAUCUAAGGACAAGUCUAAGAAUUGGUUGUCAUGCGUCAAGGACUGCGACCCAAUGGCCCAAGCCUAUACUUUGCUUUCGCGAUGGAACAACAUGCCUUCCCGCGCUAAAUACACCUUCGUGCCCCUUGACGGCAACGGAGAAGAACGCCCCAUGGACAUCAACAAUCCGGAAGAGCGACGCGACAUUCUGCUGGCCGCACAACUCUCCCGCAUCAUCUGCCGCAUGCUCGAAGUGGAGGGCUUCCGCAAACUCGAGCGCGACUUCUACAACAUCAAGUGGAAGCAAAUCUCGCACGAGACGCACAUCCGCUUCCUGGGCGAAUUAGGUCAGAUCCUUCUCACACUGCGUUGGCGCGUGUCGUGGUGGAAGCGCCUAGGUGACGGCGGUCAAGCCCCCGACCCAUCCCAGCAGCACUACAUCGACCGGGUCGACCUCCUAUGCCGCAUCCUGUACGUCUACUACACCUGCGUACUGGCCAAGUUGCCGUCGUGGUCGAUGGCCGAUGUGCCCAAGGGCAUCUGGUCGUCGUACGCGGACUCGGAGAACGCAGUUUGGGAUGACUUCCCAUCUGAUGCCUCCGACGCGGGAUUCCAGGCUUGGCUAGAGCAUGGCCAGGAGCUGAUCGAGCAGGCCGGCGUUCCGGCCAAGGUCUCCAAAAUCUAA